AUGUCUAAAUAAAAUAAAAAGCUCUUUUUUUUAUUAUUGAAAGAAUGCAUAAUAAGCUCUGUUUGUGUUUGUGUGCCAUAAAUUUUUACAUGGCCGGGGCGCAGUCUAAAGCGUCACAAUUUAGCUUUUUUUUUCUUUCUCUUUGAUUAACAAUGGCUGAACUAACAGAAGAAGAUAGACGACGAUUGAUUGCUUCCAUUCCUGAAGCUGCUAUAAUUGACAGCUCAAAAGAAAACAUCAAGCCUCGUCGACAAGGACGACAUGCUACAGCGCUUGUUAUAGAAGAGACAGAACGAGACAAAGUGAUGGAAUUAAAACAUGUCGAAUUCAAAAACAGACUAGACAACAUGGAUGACUUGGAUGAUCCUUUAAAUGUCUAUGUUGAAUACUACACAUGGACUACUGAAAUGUAUCCUUAUAACGACACGCGACUACUUAACUUGCUUAAAGACGCGACACCUCAAUUUGUAGAUGAUGUCAGAUAUAAAAACGAUCCUCGAUAUCUGAAAUUGUGGAUAGAAUAUGCCAACCUCGUAAAGGAGCCACGUGAUAUAUAUGUCUAUCUUGUAAAGAAGGAUAUUGGACAAUCACUAGCCUUGUUUUAUGAAGAAUAUGCUAAUUAUCUUGAGGGAAUUCAAAAAUAUGAUGAAGUGGAAGAGAUUUAUAAACGUGGUAUACGACAAUCAGCAGCACCUUUGAGACGAUUAGAAAAGAACUAUGACAUAUUUAAACAAAGAAUGGAGGCUAGACGGGAACAAGGGAUAUUAAGGCGACACAGACAGGAAGCAAGAUUACAAAUGGAAGCAUUAAGAGCAACAGGACAACGUACGAUGCUAGGAGAAAAGUUUGAUAGUCGAUCGAGAGUGUCUAUGCCUUCAAACAUCUUUUCAAAUAUUCAACCACAGCAACAAGCAAGUAGCUCGUUUGGUAAUCAAAGCAUUCAACAACAGCAACAGCAACAACCUUCAAGUUCGUUUCAAGUGUAUACCGAUAAUAGUAGUAAUAGUAGCAGCAGUAGUAGUAGUCAACCCAUAGCAUCAUCGUCAUCAUCAUCACAUCGUCAUUCAGCCCAUAUACCACUCUUUAGUCGCUCUCAACGUAUUGAGAACGAGUUAGUCAAGGAAAAAUUUGCAGGCGCUACCUUGCUACAGUCUAGCCCAGUUCAGCCUGUUGUCCCAACCCCAAAGUUUGAGGUGUAUCAAGAUGACGAUACGGAAGAGAGGACUCCAGAAAGGCAGAACAGGACAGAGCAUAGACCUCUUUUGCACGCUUCGGAUGGAUCAGAAUCAAACUUGUCGCGUAUACGUCGACAUCCUACAUCCCCAGAAAUCUCUCAUAAAUCAACCAAGAAAUCCAGACUGGAGGAUACAGUGGAUGAAAGAUUGAUCAAGCGGUUUCAUCAAAAUAAGGAUAACUAUAUCCAGACAAAAGAUUCAAAAGACAGAAAGGAGUAUAUCAGUGUCCUUAAAAGGUUUAACAGUGGAUUUAGCUUUGAAGAGUAUCGAGAUAUCAAGGGAGGAAAGCUUUCAAAAAAAGGUAUAUUAUAAAAGCAUAAGUGAACAAAGACUUAUAUUUUUUUAGCACCUGCAGUCAAAUUUGAACCACUUGUAAAGGAAGAGUAUACGACAGAGACACUGGCUGCCAUCAAGUCUGUCGAUGCUAUUAUUUAUAAAAAUAAGACAGAAGACGAAGAAGAAAUAGAACAGGACUUGACAUGGACAAAUGAUAUCCAAAAGUUUGCACCUGUUCAAAGAUCUUUUGCAAGAGAAAAUUGAAAUAAAUGCAAUGCAUUUGAUAAAGUCACAAAUGUGUUC
Molecule: messenger RNA, 1814 nt
Organism: Rhizopus microsporus ATCC 52813
Lineage: Eukaryota; Fungi; Mucoromycota; Mucoromycetes; Mucorales; Rhizopodaceae
Exons: 2
Coding region: 153-1547 (464 amino acids)
Biological process (GO): meiotic sister chromatid cohesion, centromeric; mitotic spindle assembly checkpoint signaling
Molecular function (GO): protein kinase activity
Source: RefSeq, a predicted model, not a curated record